Molecule: messenger RNA, 663 nt
Organism: Sphenostylis stenocarpa
Lineage: Eukaryota; Viridiplantae; Streptophyta; Magnoliopsida; Fabales; Fabaceae
Source: the annotation of a GenBank genome assembly
AUGGUAAUCUUGUCUAAUGGUAAUCUUGAAAAUGUCAAUCAGGGGAUUGCUAAGAAGCGGAGGAGAGCUCCAAAGAAUUCGACAGAUAAGCCAUGUCUACCCAACAUCAUCAACAUUGCCUACCAUCCAUACUUCUUUUCUGCUGAGAAUGAGACUUCAAGUGCAGAGCUGCAUUUCACAAGGGAUAGAUAUGAAUCAAAUAUGAAUGAUUUGCCGAUUCUUGCAAAUAAUGAAGCUGAAGGGAAUAAUGGGAUAGAAUCCUAUGUCCCGGAUGAAAUGAGUUGGGACCUGAAAUUCUGUCGGAUGAACCAAGCCAACGAAGUAAUGGACCAGCCUCAUGAGCAGAACAUGGAAAUUGGAUAUGAAGAAAGCCGACCACUACCAACCUAUGAGGGUCUUGAACAAAGAUUUAUUGAUGAAAUCAUGAUAUUAACUAGGGAGAAAAGUGACGCUGAGGAUGCAGAAUUUGCUAGGCACGAGGAGAGAAUCCUUGAGAUAAACACCGAGUACCAGGAAAAGUUAUCUUCACUUAGAGCUCUACAAGCAACACAGCGAGAAGAGUUUCUCCGGCAGGAAUUACAUGCAAGAGUGAAUCAAUAUCAUGAAGGUAAAAGAAACCACUGCCCCAACAUGAAAGGGGCCGAUGCCUAUGGCUACGUAUGA